CCUCUUUGAACCUCAUUGGUGGGGGGAGACUGGAAUGCGAGGCGUGCGGUGGAAGUUUCUAAGUAAGUAAUCAGCCGCUGUGUGUGCGCCUACACAGAAAUACCUUCUGGUGCGUGACUGAAAAAGCUGACCGGAGGCCGCUACCCACCCACACAAAAACACACACAGACCAGCACAGAGUUUCAACCGCAACAGCCCGUGUAUUAUAUACCGGUUUAUAUUUGUUUUAACCGUGUUGUGGCAACUUUUUUUGUUUUUGCAAAUAAUAUAUAAUAAGCAAAACACAAGACAUUGCUAUGGCAACCGGCGUGCGUCAUGAUGCAAUUGAGGAUAACAUCUCCUUCGCUUUGUCGGACUGUUACGCAAAAGCCGAAGCGUUAGCCCGAAAAGUACACAGCGAAGCCAAGCAGAUCACAGAGAGUUACAGAGAAAAGCAAGGCUUGAGCCAAGAUCUCAACCUGGACUCCAUAGACGGGGUCCCCGAGUCUGGCACCUCGAAAUGGGCAGAGCUGACCGAGGAAGAGAGGCUGAGAGAGAACGCAGCGGCCUUCGCUGCCCUUCACAGACUGCUGGGCACGGUCCUGAAAGAACAACAAGAUGACCUCACUCCCGGGGACUACAAGUUCCAUGAUGCACUGCUUUCGCUGCUGGCCAAGGUCGAGGCCCUGGCUGAAACCACCAAGCAGCUGCUGCUCUCUCUGGGCCACGUGCUGCCCAGGGCUGAGGAGGAGAGGGAGGAGGAAGGUCUCAGGUACUUCCAGAAGAAGAGGAGGGGGUACAAAGUGAUCGUGGAGCUCAGCGGCUGGGCUCUGAGGGCCGUGCGGGACUUCGCCAGGCUGAAGAGGAGAAACAGGAGGGAGGCGGGAGGGAAGAGGGAGGUUAAGAAGCGAGGGAGCAGGAGAUAGAGAGGGGGGAGGGGGGGAGAGGGAGAGAUGGAGGUUAAGAAGCGAGGGAGCAGGAGAUAGGGGGGGCAGCAGUGUGGAGUAGUGGUUAGGGCUCUGGACUCUUGACCAGAGGGUCGUGGGUUCAAUCCCAGGUGGGGGACACUGCUGCUGUACCCUUGAGCAAGUUACUUUAGCUAGAUUGCUCCAGUAUAAAUACCCAACUGUAUAAAUGGGGAAUUGUAUGUAAAAAAAAUGUGAUAUCUUGUAACAAUUGUAAAUCGCACUGGAUAAGGGCAUCUGCUAAGAAAUAAAUAAUAAUAAUAAAAAUAAUAAGAUAGGGAGGGAGGGAGAGAGAGACAGAGGGAGGGAGAGAGAAACAGAGAGUCAGGAGAGAGAGGGAGAGAAACAGACAGAGAGAGAAACAGAUAUAGAGAGAAAUGGAGAUGGGGAGGGAGGGAGAAAAAGAUACAGAGAGAGAUGGGGAGAGAGAGGGAGGGACAGUGAAACAGAUACAGAGAUGCGGAGAGAGAGGGAGGGAGAGAGAAACAGAGAGAGAGAUGAAAUGCAGUGGUGAAAAAGGACUGGUGUUUUUUGUGUAACAUAGAAAUGACCCAGCACCUUUUUUGUUUGUUUUUUUGUCUCGAUACAGUUUUGCAAAUGAUCGUCCGUAUUGAAUAACCAGCGUAUUGUACCAAUAUAUUUUAGGAUGCAACGUCGAUAAGUAAAAAAAAAAAAAGACUUUAUUGAAGAUGAUGUCAAAACGCUCUCGCGUUCCAUGAGUAGAAUGCGACAUCGAUGAGUAAAUAAAUAAAUAAAUAAAUAAAAAUCACUAGCCACUUAGACUAAUGAUUAAACAUUUCAGUAUUGAAACAAACGCUGCUUGAGAUAUAUUCGCUGGCAGGCCUGAUCAAGUUCGUCUGCAUUCGUGUAACUGAGAAAUGGCUAUGGAAGGACGUUAUUUGUGAAAUGCAUUUCUCUGUAUGUAGGAUUGUAUUGAUUCAAAUCAUCAAAAGUCACACUUUUUUUAAGAGCUUAACCAUUAGACAUAAUAAUGAAGCCGCUAAUUAUUAGAAAUUAAGCAGUGGUAUCAAUUUUAUAGGUCAGUUUUCUUAACGCUGUCUCGGGCAGUAAAGCAUUCUGAUGGCAAUCAGAUAAGUUUGCACAGCGGUCCUCAUCGCAAUGCUUUGUACUUGUGAUCUUUUCAUGAGCUCGUUACUCAAAUGAAUCAUGAAGGAGGAAUAGGCAGCGAUUGCAUGAGUGAGUGAGGUGUGAAAUGCAUGACCUUCAUUCUGUUGUACAGGAGAGUUUUUAACUCUACCUUGUAGGUACUGUAGUGCUUGGAGAAAUACUGCAAUAGUCACCCUGCUUGAAAUGUAGUGGGUUGCAAACGUGACCAGUUUGACGUUCGUUCGUGUAAGUGGGAGGGAGGGAGGCAGUGUGGCUCUGGUGGAGCUGA
Acipenser ruthenus (sterlet) is the source of this 2340-nucleotide messenger RNA. Its product is annotated as ciliary neurotrophic factor-like. Gene Ontology annotation, biological process: ciliary neurotrophic factor-mediated signaling pathway; negative regulation of neuron apoptotic process. Lineage: Eukaryota; Metazoa; Chordata; Actinopteri; Acipenseriformes; Acipenseridae. Gene Ontology annotation, molecular function: ciliary neurotrophic factor receptor binding. Bases 297 to 905 code for a protein of 202 amino acids. The record is from RefSeq and is a predicted model, not a curated record. The transcript is spliced from 2 exons.